AUGGCCACACCAUUUCUUAUCUCAUACCCCUCCAACCCCACCUCCGGACUCAACCUUAAGCAGAUCGCCUACUUCGGGCGAGUGCUAGUCAAGGUCUCAAGUCUUGGGGAAGCCGAGCAAUUCCUGCGCCAGAACUUCCGUAACAUUGAUGUCUUCAUCGACGCGACUGCCAUCUCGUCGUCCGGAGAUCUCGUCGAUAUCCUCAAUGCCGGCGCCGCCAAGAUCCUGAUCACUAUCGACCAAUUGUCCACCCUCUCACAGGAACAGUCCGUUCCUUCGUCUCGUUUGCUUGUAUCCACCCUCUCCGAUGAUCAGCUAGUUACUCUUCAACAGUGGGCCAGCACCCCCGAACGCAGUGAGGUCAGCGUCUGCGUCGAGCCCUCUGCCAUUGCCGACGCUGCUACGAAAUUGAACAUCAGCUCCGAUUCACCCCGACUUUUCGCAACUUAUGGAGAUCAGGAUAUCUCCGAGGAGUCAGCGACACAGAUCAUGAAGAAGGGUGCCAUUGCUAUCAUUUCCACCGAGAAGUUGACGGCCGAACGUGAUGUUGCGGGUCAGCUUUCUGCCGCCAAGCUCCUUGCAUCAUGCGCCAUCACCGACCAGUCCAAUGGCCUAUAUGCUACAUCCGUCACAGACGAGCGGGGCUCAUGUCUGGGUUUCGUCUGGAGUAGCGAUGAGAGCAUCGCCGAGGCUAUUCGCACAGGUACUGGUGUUUACCAGAGCCGCAAGCGUGGUCUGUGGUACAAGGGCCAGUCCAGCGGUGAUGUGCAGGAAUUGAUCCGUAUUGGCUAUGACUGUGAUGCCGACUGUCUGGUCUUUGUGGUCAAGCAGAUUGGCCGAGGCUUCUGCCACCUUGGCACCGACUCUUGCUUCGGUUCCUCUACUGGUCUUUCUCGUCUCCAGAAGACUCUCCAGGCCCGCAAGGCUGAUGCUCCUGCUGGUUCUUACACUGCUCGUCUGUUCAAUGAGCCGAAGCUUGCUGCGGCCAAGAUCAUGGAGGAGGCCGAGGAGCUGUGCACUGCUACUACCAAGGAGGAGAUUGCCUUUGAGGCAGCCGACCUGUUCUACUUUGCGCUGACCAGGUGCACCGCUGCCGGUGUUACUCUAGAGGACAUUGAGCGGAAUCUCGACCUCAAGAGCUUGAAGGUCAAACGGAGAAAGGGUGAUGCCAAGGGCCCUUGGGCCGAGAAGGCUGGGUUGGUUCCUACUCCUACCCCCGCCCCCGCCCCCGCCCCAGUCGAGUCUCAACCUCCAGUUGAGGACCGCUCGCGCAUUGAAAUGAAGCGUGUGAUUACCGCUUCGACCCCCGUCACCGAAGUCAAGGAAUACCUCCAGCGUCCUUCGCAGAAGUCCAACGAUGCCAUUGUUGGUCUCGUUAAGCCCAUCAUCCAGGAUGUUCGCGAGAACGGCGAUGCUGGUGUGCUCAAGUAUACUCACAAGUUCGAGAAGGCUACUUCUCUGACCUCUCCUGUCAUUCACGCGCCGUUCCCAGCUGAGCUUAUGAAGUUGACCCCCGAGGUGCAGGAAGCUAUUGAUGUCAGCAUUGGCAAUAUCAAGCGUUUCCACAGCGCCCAAGGGAACAGUAACGAUAUUCUCAAGGUCGAGACUAUGCCUGGUGUCGUCUGCUCUCGUUUCUCUCGUCCAAUUGAGCGCGUUGGUUUGUACGUUCCCGGCGGUACUGCAGUGCUUCCAUCCACUGCCAUGAUGCUGGGUGUCCCCGCCAUGGUGGCCGGCUGCCAAAAGAUCAUCCUAGCUUCGCCACCCCGCGCCGAUGGCAGCAUUUCCCCUGAGAUCGUCUACGUAGCCCACAAGGUUGGUGCCGAAAGCAUUGUUCUGGCUGGUGGUGCCCAGGCUGUGGCUGCCAUGGCUUACGGUACUGAAAGCAUCAGCAAGGUCGACAAGAUUCUGGGCCCGGGUAAUCAGUUUGUGACCGCAGCUAAGAUGCUUGUGUCCAACGAUACCUCUGCAACUGUCAGCAUUGACAUGCCCGCUGGCCCCAGUGAGGUGCUUGUCAUUGCCGACAAGACCGCCAACCCGGCCUUUGUUGCCUCUGAUCUGCUGAGCCAGGCCGAGCACGGCGUUGACUCCCAGGUUAUUCUGAUCGCCAUUGAUCUCUCCGAGAAGGAGCUGCGUGCUAUCGAGGAUGAGGUCGAUGUGCAGGCCAAGGCCCUGCCGCGUAUGGAUAUCGUCCGCGGCUCCCUGUCUCACUCUGUCACCUUUGUUGUACGGGAUAUUAAGGAGGCCAUGCUUCUCAGCAAUGAAUACGCCCCCGAGCACUUGAUCCUGCAGGUUGAGAACCCUGAAGCUGUCGUCGAAUCAGUCCAGAAUGCUGGUAGUGUGUUCAUCGGUCCCUGGACCCCCGAGAGUGUUGGCGACUACUCUGCCGGUACUAAUCACUCUCUACCUACAUAUGGCUAUGCUAAGCAGUACUCGGGUGUCAACCUGGGCUCAUUCCUGAAGCACAUCACUAGCUCAAAUUUGACAGCUGAAGGUCUGCUCGGCCUGUCAAAGACUGUCGAGACUCUCGCUGCAGUUGAGGGCCUGGACGCUCACAAGAAUGCUGUCAGCAUCCGUGUUGCGCAGAUGAAGAAGGACCGUUCAUAG
Molecule: messenger RNA, 2604 nt
Organism: Penicillium taxi
Lineage: Eukaryota; Fungi; Ascomycota; Eurotiomycetes; Eurotiales; Aspergillaceae
Product: histidine biosynthesis protein HIS4
Exons: 2
Coding region: 1-2604 (867 amino acids)
Biological process (GO): L-histidine biosynthetic process
Cellular component (GO): cytoplasm
Molecular function (GO): phosphoribosyl-ATP diphosphatase activity; NAD binding; histidinol dehydrogenase activity
Source: RefSeq, a predicted model, not a curated record